Messenger RNA from Pediculus humanus corporis (human body louse), 1902 nucleotides. RefSeq names its product Complement decay-accelerating factor precursor, putative. The record is from RefSeq and is a predicted model, not a curated record. The transcript has 10 exons. The coding region runs from base 1 to 1902 and encodes 633 amino acids. Lineage: Eukaryota; Metazoa; Arthropoda; Insecta; Psocodea; Pediculidae.
AUGCAUACGGUUUGUAAAAAAAAUGUCAGAAAUCGAAAACGUGAUUGUCCUCAUCCUGUUUUAAGACAAAAUGGAAGUGAAACUGGAAUUGAUGUCGUAGGUUUUCUUAGCGGUAUUGCUGAAGUUAAAUUUAAUGGAGCCUUUGAUAAAAUAGGUUCGAAAAGACAUUGUAAAAUAAAAUGUAUCAACGGCGAAUGGAUCGGUCCCCUUUGUCUCCGUGAAAGUGCCUCAUCUGAAAAUUCUGAAGAAAAACAAUUUCAUCCAGUUUUAAAAAGUUGUAGCACACAAGUAUUUCAUUCAAAAUUUAUAAUAAGUCAUCGUAAUAAAACAAUUUGGCCUGUUUUUAAUAUUAAAGGGUAUGUAGAAGGAGCAGGUGUUCCUAGAAAAGAAAUAAAAAAUUUUCCACAUAAUACUGUGGUUCAAGUUCGUUGUAAACAAUUUGGAAUUUAUAAACUUAUCGGAGAUGCACAUUUGACGUGUUAUAAUGGAGUUUGGAAAUAUAGAAUUCCCACGUGCAUUCCAACAACGUCAUUAACAAAUUUCACAGAUGAAUCUGCUCCACCUUCAGUUUUGGCUAAAGUCACAUCGGGUUCGGCAUCUAUAGAACCUACCGGAGAGUUAGCUGUGUAUCCAGGUAGUACGGUUCAUUUGGAAUGUCUUUACCUUCGGUCAUCGGGAGAGCCUGAAUGGUCGUGGACAUCAACCUACAGAACGUAUGCAACGGGAUGGUCGAUUGAUUCAGAAGAAAGAAAAUGGAAGUAUCGUUUAUCUAUUUAUUACAUAAAACCUCAGGAUACGGGGAUUUAUACCUGUUCCACACCCAAAGGAUUGACACACAGCAUAAUUCUUAAUGUUAUUGAGGUGCACUGUGAUGUAGGAAAAAUUUUAACCAACGACCCAAAUCUCCUAACGCAAAUUGAAGGGUCUCGACUUGGACAGACAACUUCAUACAAAUGUCGAGAAGGAUUUAAAUUAAAUGGUCCUUCAAAAAUAACAUGUCAAGCAAGCGGUGUAUGGUCAGGUUAUUCCCCUGAAUGCGUACCAAUCGCUUGCCCAGUUUUAGAAGUUAAAAACAAUAGCGUGAAAUUAAUAAAACAAGACUUUGGAUAUGGUGGCACAGCUACUUUUCAAUGUCCUCAGGGUCAUAAAUUAAUUGGAGUUGGUACUUUGGUAUGCCUCAUCACCGAAGAAUGGUCAGGGAAAAUUCCUACUUGUAAAGAAAUUUUUUGUCCUCCGCCUUUAAUACCGCAAAAUGGACAAUUAAAAUUAGAAAAUAAUUCAUCAGUCGUACCGCCAUUUCGUUCAGGUUCCAAAGUUGUUUUCUCUUGUAAAGACACCCACAGAUUAAUCGGUAGAGAAAGUAUUAAAUGUCAAGAAUCUGGUAUGUGGUCUAAUCCUCCGCCAUUUUGUAAAGCACAUUGCGUUCAACCUGAAAAUCCGCCCGAAGGAGUAUUUAGUCCCCGUAAGAAUCUACACGAAGUCGGAGAUAGAAUAUCACUUAUUUGCAAUAAAGGUUUCGAACCUAGUUCGAAAGGAAUGCCAAAAUGUUUGAAAAAUGGUUCGUGGUCGGAAAAGAAUUUAGAAUGCAAGGCAAAGAAAACGUUUAGAUUGAUCGAUGAAAAAAAAUCCGACAUGAUUAUUUAUGUUCAAAAAACAACGAGUACAGUUAUCCAAACGACUCGAGGUUUUGACAUGGCCGCGAUGACAACAACAACAACAACAGAAAGUAAUAGUUUCGACAAACCUACAAACGGGGAUACGACACCUCAGGAUAUACCUUCGACUACGCCAUCCUUCCCACCGGAUGAUAAUAAUAAUAAUUAUCAAGAAUACAAUAUAACAUACGAUUUCGAAAAUGAAAACGAUACUGAUUUUUUUUACGUGGUCAAAAGGUUAAGUUAA